UUUGAACAAUAAUCUCUUACCGAAACGAGACGGCGAGCGAUGGCGAGAACCUCCGCUCCGUCAACGACCGGAACCCUAACCCUAACGAUCGAAGAGCUGUCCCCUUCUUCUUCUUCGGCUCCCACCUCUUCUCAGCGAUCGCAGCCGCCCGAAACCCUAGUUCUCCGACUCAAGCGGCCCAAGAAGAAGGUCUCCUGGAAGGAAGGGACGGUCGACAACGAGUUCCUCAACCGCAAGAGUUCCAAGAAGUGCUGCAUCUUCCACAAGCAGAAGCCCUUCGACGAGGACGACAGCGACGAGGAGGACCGCGGCGAUAAGCCCGCUGGCGACUCGGCUGGGCCAAGCCGUUGCUGCUCCCACGCCCUUGACCACUGAUGGUUUCCGUCCUCUUUGAUCGUAUGUGUGGUUUUGUCCCUGUUUAACUCGAAUUUUUCGAACGUUGAGGAUCGCAUCAUUUAUAUUCUUUCGGAUGAUGUUAAAUAUCUCCGUUGAUCGGUAUCAUCAAUCAGGGCUUUCCAGGUUGGGCUCUUCGUACAUGUAUAGGAAUGAAAAAUUGAGCUUGGCGAUGAAUCCUAACGAAACUGAUAACAAGAUGCGGACCUUGGUCUUCUGUUAUGUUGAUGGAAUUCAAAGCUUUGGCUAGUGAAUUAAUCCUCCAUCUUUAGUCUUCCUUGUCUCUUUGUAACGCGUAGAUGUGAUUUCGAUUGAUCAGGAAUUAGGUAAUCAUCUUUUGAACAAAACUAUUUAAGUUGAAAUAUACUUGUGAUUGAUUUAAA
Musa acuminata subsp. malaccensis (wild Malaysian banana) is the source of this 776-nucleotide messenger RNA. Its product is annotated as protein phosphatase 1 regulatory subunit INH3-like. Gene Ontology annotation, cellular component: nucleus. Gene Ontology annotation, molecular function: protein serine/threonine phosphatase inhibitor activity; protein phosphatase 1 binding. The record is from RefSeq and is a predicted model, not a curated record. NCBI's taxonomy places the organism in Eukaryota, Viridiplantae, Streptophyta, Magnoliopsida, Zingiberales, Musaceae.